CCUUUCACUAGGAUGUGAAGGCCGUAAUGUCAACAGAUAUGCGAAGCUGGAGACAUGAAUCCGUCAGUCUUUUUUAAUGCAAUAUAUAUUAUCUUUGGGUCUAAAACCAGUUGGUUGAGGAUGAAAGACGUUAGGUUUAAACUUUUUUCGUGGUUUUUGUUUCUGCUGCUCGUGAAUAUCAGCAUUUCAGAGGCACUCGAAAAGGCUAACUCUGUGGACUCUUACAAGAGCGAUGACAACGGCCAGGAGAACAAUCAGAUACUUCAUAAUAAGGACAAAUAUCCGAAAAAAGAUACACUCGGGUUAAGUGAACCACCGGGGAAGUCCAAUGAAACUACCGAGGACUACAACAAUGAGACCCUCCACUCUACAGCGGCUGCCACCAAGCCAACCACACCAGCACCCCCGACCCCGAAGCCAAUCCUGCCUGUGCAGACAGGGGUGAAGGCCCAGGAGGAAGAACAGUCAAGUGGGCUGACAAUUUUCUUCAGCCUGCUUGUAAUUGGUAUCUGCAUCAUAUUGGUGCACCUGCUUAUCAAGUUCAAGCUGCAUUUUCUUCCUGAGAGUGUGGCAGUUGUGUCUCUAGGAAUCCUAAUGGGAGGAUUCAUUAAGAUCAUUGAGUUCCAGGAACUGGCCAACUGGAAGGAGGAAGAGAUGUUUCGACCCAACAUGUUUUUCCUCUUGCUUCUUCCACCCAUCAUUUUUGAAUCUGGAUACUCUUUACACAAGGGUAACUUCUUCCAGAAUAUUGGCUCCAUCACCCUCUUCGCUGUGAUUGGUACAGCUAUCUCUGCCUUCAUAGUCGGUGGAGGUAUCUAUUUCCUUGGCCAGGCUGAUGUGAUUUAUAAGAUGACCAUGACUGAUAGCUUUGCCUUUGGAUCUCUGAUCUCAGCCGUGGACCCUGUAGCUACUAUUGCCAUAUUUAAUGCUCUCAACGUGGACCCAGUUCUCAACAUGCUGGUGUUUGGGGAGAGCAUCCUGAACGACGCAGUCUCCAUUGUCCUCACCAACACAGCGGAGGGCUUCGUUUCCCGCUCUGAUAACUCCAUGGUAACUGGCUGGGAGACUUUUGUGCAAGCGCUGGGGUAUUUUCUUAAGAUGUUCUUCGGUUCUGCUGCUCUGGGAACUCUGACCGGACUCAUUUCAGCUGUUUUUCUGAAACACUUCGACCUGAGAAAGACGCCAUCGCUUGAGUUUGGCAUGAUGAUCAUCUUUGCAUACCUUCCCUACGGCCUGGCAGAGGGACUCAAACUGUCUGGAAUAAUGUCUAUCCUGUUUGCGGGGAUUGUGAUGUCUCACUACACCCAUCACAACCUUUCUCCGAUCACACAGAUCCUCAUGCAGCAGACGCUGCGCACAGUCGCCUUCAUGUGCGAGACGUGUGUGUUUGCUUUUCUCGGCCUUUCCAUCUUCAGCUUUCCACAUAACUUUGAAAUAUCCUUUGUCAUCUGGUGCAUCGUCCUGGUACUUGUUGGCAGAGCAGUGAACAUCUUCCCUUUGUCAUUCUUGCUGAACUUUUUCAGAGACCACAAGAUCACGCCAAAAAUGAUGUUCAUCAUGUGGUUUAGUGGGUUGCGAGGUGCCAUCCCUUAUGCCUUGAGCCUUCACUUGGGCUUGGAACCCAUCGAGAAGCGUCAGCUAAUCGGCACCACCACCAUCAUCAUCGUGCUGUUUACCAUCCUCUUCCUCGGGGCCGGGACAAUGCCGCUCAUCCGCAUUAUGGACAUUGAGGACAGCCAGUCACGACGGAAGAACAAGAAGGAUGUCAAUCUCAGCAAGACGCAGAAAAUGGGUAACACCAUUGAUACAGAGCACCUAUCCGAACUGACAGAGGAAGAGUAUGAGGCUCAAAUCUACCAGAGACAAGAUCUGAAGGGCUUCAUGUGGCUUGAUGCGAAGUAUCUUAACCCCUUCUUCACUCGUAGACUUACACAAGAGGACCUGUUACACGGGCGGAUCCAGAUGAAGACGCUGACCAAUAAGUGGUACGAAGAAGUCCGCCAGGGACCGUCGGGGUCUGAAGAUGACGACGAUGAAGCAGAGCUAUUGUAAACAAUUUAGUUCCUAUAAAGACAAUGAACGGGCUGUCGGUGUAUCCAUCAUUGAAGAAGAUCAGUUAGUCAAAGGCAGCUCUAAUUUCUUCACCUGCUACUAAGGUCAUGUUGGUAAAAAAUCUCUGCCUGUGGAGAAUUGUUUUUCUGGGUUGGGAAUGUGAGAAAUCAUCUUCUCAGCUAAUUGUAACACUGGGUAAAAACAGAAGAUUUAAUAUAUUUUUAGUUUCUUAAAAUACUGACUAGAUUGUCUGUUUCAGUAGGCUCCAUAUUUUUAUGAACAGCACACAGGGACUUGUCCUGUUUUCUUUUUUACUUUCAUGAAGCUCUUGUCCAACGGGAAAGCAGCAAAUAAACUGUGAAGGGAAUUUUUUUAUGUUUAUCAACACUGCGGCAACUCUUCCCUCUGUGUCUUUGAAUGUUGUCUUUUCUUAUGAAUAUUUGGUUAAGUUCCACUUAAAGCUAAGGUUUCACUUGGGAUCAGAAAGGGGAAAAAACUAAAGUCUUGCUUCAAGCAAGAUUUCAAAAGUGGAAUUUUUAAUAAGCUACAUGUUUGCAUAUUCUCUUUUUUUAAAAAACAUAUAGGUAAACACAUGCCUUGAAGCUGAAAUGCAAAUGAUGAAUGAGCUCCCCCCUCAGCAACAAGGCAGUCAAGAUAAAUUCAGAAGAGAGUUAAAACAAGUAGGACGUGUCGAGGAAAACUAAUCAUUUUAAUUAGAAAGCUUAGUUACGGGAGCAUGAUUAUGUCCCAGAAAAUUGGAAAUUACUUUCAUUUCUGUUUAUGAUACCUGCAUUUAUUUUCAUUUUCUGGUGUACUUCCUGAAUCUGAACUGUCAAAAGCUGGCCUUUGAGGGUUCCUCAUGCAUUUUGCAUACGGAUGCGUACAAAUGAAUGUGGGGUAGAUGGCGUUGGUGUAAUGUCUGCGUUUGCUACUGUUUUCUUUAUUUAUUUAUCAGAGCUUUAUCUGUUUUUUUUUUGGGAUUUGGUACGAGUUCUGUGGUCAUGACAGGAUUACUGGAACAGAAAGAGUCUAUAAUAAAUGAGAUUAUAUAUGCACUAAA
Girardinichthys multiradiatus is the source of this 3112-nucleotide messenger RNA. It is a transcript of the gene slc9a8, whose product is annotated as solute carrier family 9 member 8. Gene Ontology annotation, cellular component: Golgi apparatus; membrane. Gene Ontology annotation, biological process: regulation of pH; proton transmembrane transport; sodium ion transport. The transcript is spliced from 16 exons. The record is from RefSeq and is a predicted model, not a curated record. Bases 55 to 2052 code for a protein of 665 amino acids. Lineage: Eukaryota; Metazoa; Chordata; Actinopteri; Cyprinodontiformes; Goodeidae. Gene Ontology annotation, molecular function: sodium:proton antiporter activity.